This is a messenger RNA of Pochonia chlamydosporia 170, 1101 nucleotides long. Its product is annotated as heat-labile enterotoxin alpha chain domain-containing protein. Bases 1 to 1101 code for a protein of 366 amino acids. Lineage: Eukaryota; Fungi; Ascomycota; Sordariomycetes; Hypocreales; Clavicipitaceae. Gene Ontology annotation, molecular function: toxin activity. The record is from RefSeq and is a predicted model, not a curated record. The transcript has a single exon.
AUGCGAAACUGGCUUUCGUUCAUCCUAUGGACGACGCUCCUGCUCUUCCUUGGGUAUGGAGACAGCCAUGUCCUCCACCGCAGGGCAGACGACGACUUGGUCUCGACAGUCUGGCGAGGCGAUUUAAGAACUCCCGACGACAUCAGACGCGCUGGCGGCUUUUACGCCCGGGUCAAGACAGGGCCGCCUAUAACUGCCAGACAACUUGAAACCGGCAGCAGCUUGUUCAAGCAUCAUGGUGGCAAAAUCCCCGACAUUACCCAGUUCGUGUCGGCAAGCACGGAUCCUAAUGAAGCCGUCAAGUUUGCAGCCGGAUUCAAAGUUAAGCAGAUAGAGGCAGGCGCAAAGCCCGGCUAUGUCUACCGCAUCAGCACCGACCCCAAGUUCGUCGAUAUGGAAAAGUCUAUUGGAAUUGAAAACGUGCAGAAGGGAUUCGAGGGGCAAGCUGAGCAUCUUGCUGUGGAAGGUGUUCCCUUUGACCAAAUCGAGGGAUGGUAUGCCGCUGAGGACAUCCUAAAGAAUAGGGACGAGAUUGUAAAGCAGUUGAAGAGCGGCGAUUUGGUUGAGAGCAUCUACACGAGAAACACAGCAUUCAACGAGAGAUACCUCCCUCUGCGAGGAAGCGGCGCCCAGCCUCAACUAGCCUCAUUCGGUACUAGGAAGGACGACAUUGCUAGAUGGGAGAAGGAGCCAUGGAAACAAUACAAAGGCAAAAAGGCUUCAACCAACUUGGCGGAGUUUCGGGCCAAGAUACAGGCGGAUGCUGCUGUGCCGCAAGCUGCUGCGUCGUUCCGGGAACCGCUGGGCUUUGUUGAAGCGGAUCCUCUGGGUGCCAGGGAUCUCAUUGCGCGUCUGGAUGGUGGAGAAGUCCCCGAAGGCUUGAACAGCGUUGAGAUCGCGGCUGCGGCGGCAGAAGCAGAGACUCUUGAGGUUACGGCGGAGCUUGAGGCGGCUGAGGCGGCUGAGGCUGCAGAGGCUAUUGAGGCGGCUGAGCUUGUUGAGGCUGCUGAAGCUGCUGAGAUGGCUGCACUGGGAGAAGCUUCUGUCGUUCGCGGGGUCAUUGGAUGGAUAUUGAGAACCCUGGCGUCGUUAUUGGAAUAG